Seminavis robusta is the source of this 2998-nucleotide messenger RNA. NCBI's taxonomy places the organism in Eukaryota, Bacillariophyta, Bacillariophyceae, Naviculales, Naviculaceae. The record is from the annotation of a GenBank genome assembly.
ACAUCAGCUUGCCAAGCUGGCAACAGCCAAUCCAAUCCAAAAAGAAGUGCCAUCUUGUUCCGGAGGGAGAAACAACGAAACAAGCAGCCGCCCAAAGAACCAUUGCCUUCAACCCACCCUCACCCAUCACUUUUUUGGGUGGAUCGAUCAUUCUGCCAGCUGUAGAUAUUAGGUAGAUAGAUCUAGAGCUCCAAGAUAGAAGCGGUCCACAAAGGAGGCAGGAGCAAACAUAAGAAAAGGAGGUUUUAAUAAUUUUAACAUACAAGGAACCAUGACACCAUUUUGGGCUUUGGUCGGCCUUUUGGCAUCGGGUAGUUUAAUCCCCAACGGCAGCGCCCUUUCCUUCCACCCCACAACCUCGGCACGAAGAGCCCUGGAAAUGGCCCCUUCUUCAGCAAAAUUGCAGCUUUCAUCAUCAUAUCCACAACAACGACGACAAUCGGCUCUUUCCAUGCACAUGGGCCAUAGCCAUUCCCAUCAUCAUCAUCAAGACGAUCAUGCAGCACAACAACAAAAACCACAACCACCCCCCAAAACUCUGGGAGGCAAGGCACUGCGGUUGUCUCGGAGUCCCGUGGUGCGACUGGCAUUUGCGGCUCUGGUGGUCUUUGUACCAACUCUCGUAAGGCGUCGCCACUUGGCCAUGAGUCAAUGGAUCCAACGAGGCGAUGUGGCGGCCUUUUUCUUGAUUAGUGCUGCCUUGACAUUUGCCAAUGGUGCCAAGAAUGAAGUGAAACGCAUUUUGGAUCGAGUCUCCGAUUGGAAAGAUGGCAUUGCCAAACAUGCUCCCAAAGCACGGAAACAGUCACUGAUGGAACGACUCUUUUCCAAAAGUCGCGAACAAUCGGCCGAUCGAGUCACUCUCUUUGGUGUACUCAUCAAUUUGGUGCUGAGUGUGGGAAAAUUGGUCGUCGGUGUGACCUGUCAUUCUUCGGCACUGGUGGCGGAUGCCGGUCAUUCGCUCAGUGAUCUCUUUAGUGAUUUUAUUACGCUUUGGGCCGUCCAAAUUGCACGAUUGCCACCCGAUGAAGAUCAUCCGUACGGGCAUGGAAAGUUUGAAGCCGUGGGAGCACUCUUUCUCGCAUUGACAUUGUUGGGCACGGGCCUUUCGGUAGGAGCCGUGUCCUAUCAGUCCAUGCUGGAAAUCAUGAAACUACAACGGACGGGAGGUGCGGCAGCCCUGGCCGCAUCGGUGCAAGUACCCACAUUUCCCGCUCUUCUCAUGGCGUUUCUCUCGAUUGUCAGCAAGGAAUGGCUCUUCAGGGUGACACGCAAUGUGGGAGAAGAUUUGAAUUCCCAAGUGGUCUUGGCCAAUGCAUGGCAUCAUCGCAGUGAUGCCUACUCGUCCAUUCUGGCACUGGUGAGUAUCGCCUUGGCCAUGCUGGUACCAGGGCUGUUGGCCGCCGAUUCGGCCGCAGGAUUGUUGGUGGGUGGUAUGAUUUGCAUGACGGGAGCCGAAAUUAUGGGCGAGGCUGUCAAACAACUGACCGAUGCCAGUGCGGAUGAUUCCUUGGUGGCCAAUGUCAAGCAACUGGCAUUGCAAGAAUCGGACGAUGUCCUGGAAGUAACCCGCAUCCGGACACGACAAAUGGGCUCCAAAGCGUUUGUGGAUGUCUCCAUCAAAACUCCGGAAUCAUUAAGCAACAGUGCCACACGGGCGGUGGAGGAACGCGUCAAGUAUACGAUUCUGAAAAAUGAAAAGAAUGUGGUGGAUGCCGAUGUCAAUGCCAAGAGCAGCAGUGCGGGUGUUGCUUGGAAGACAGAAGAGGAACACUCGCAUUCGCAUGCGGAUCAUGGAACCGAGUCAAAUAAUUCGGAAGUGGCAGAGUUUUCGACUAGUAGUACUCUAAAGGAGGAGGAUGACAACGACAACAACAUGAGCAAUGGCGAAGAAAUGAGUAAACCAUUGGAGGAUUCUUCCGCCGAUCCAACGACAACCUUGGCAGAUGAAAUGGUUGGGUCUUUUGCGCCAACAGCGCCGACGGUGGCCAUUAGCAGCUUUCAGCAAAUUGAAGAUGAUGCACGCCAUUUGUUAAACAAUCAUGCUUCUAUCAAGUCGAUUGAAGGAUGCACAGUGCACUACAACGAAGCAUUACAAGAAGUUCAGGUGGAUGUGACCAUCAAAGUUGAAAAUCCUGACUGGACCACUGUUACCAUUGCACAGUCGCUGGCACGAGAGCUGAAGGGUAUCCUGGAAGAAGGAUCAACCAACAUACACAAAGCCAACCUCUUUCUGGACCUGAAUAGCGCUGAUCAAAAGGACUCGGAGGAGAAACCGUCACUGAUCUAUUAUCUCAGUGAGGCAAUCAAUGACUCUACAGAGCCGGUUACGAACUGAAGAGGAGGGACUGUGAGCAUCGCGUGGCAAGCAUGAAAGCAACACCGUGACAGAGUGGCAAACAAGAAUGACAAAUCAGCCGCAAGUCAUGGGUCGAGCCGAACGCUACGGUUGGAAUCGAAUCCUGUCCAAAAGCAACAAAGGCGCUUACAUUCAAUGCAGCUGUACAAUUGUUGGACAUUUGUCGUCGCGCAUCGCCUUGCAUGGAAAUAACGCACAUACAUCAGUUACACCCACAACACAAAAGAGACAACCCUUAGCUACACCGCAUAAUUUGACACAAUUUAGUCCAUGGUUUGUUCCCUAGAAACCGAAGCAAUCUGAUGUUGGAAACAGCAUCGAAAUAGUAGGAUGGCUACUCUGGAUUCUUGUGGGCGCCAUGCUUCAGUCGAAAAAGAUACGUCGGAUCUUUUGUAACAGCCACCUCUUUUCCACGACCAUUUGAAGAUCGCAGCACCGACCAUUUCGGCAAUCGCUCCCCACCUCUUUGCUCCAACGGGCUGCACAUCCACAACAACGGCAAGUGCACCAAGGUCUCUCUUCGGAUUUGUCUUGUUGCGGUCCGCUGAAGCUUGCAUCGAACAUCACGAGGAUGAGAAGCCGCCAGGGCACGCACCCCGAAUCCGAACGGAGAGAUGGAGCCACCGCUGGAAUUUCAAC